UUCGGCCAAAGCCCACCGGUAAUUGAAUUCACAUACUAGAGCGCUCCAUCGUGUGUGCCUCUCAGCCGCUUGUUCGAUCAGCGAUCGGCAAACCAAGGAUCCAGGAGCUUCCGGGAACGCACGAGUUGAGAGUAGUGAAAGAAUAGUUGUUGAGUGAGUUGAGGCACGCGGAUACACACAAAAUGGCGGCAAACGGUAGUAACGGAAGCAAUGGCACAGCGGCAGUGGCCCCACCACCGAUUACAGUUCGGUUGGACGUGGUCGAUCGCAUGAAGCGCUGGGAGGGUAAAGUGGCCGUAGUUACGGGUGCGAGCGGUGCCAUCGGUGGCGCCAUCGCAAAAGAACUCGUCAAGGCGGGUAUGAUCGUUUGCGCGUUGUCAAGGCGGCGGGAUAAGGUGGAGAAGCUGCGUGCCAGUCUUUUCGAUGUGGCGGGCAACUUGAACUGCGUCGAGUGCGACAUCACCGAGGAAGAGGACGUGAAGCAUGCCUUCGGUUGGAUCGAGAACACGUACGGCGGUGUCGAUAUGCUGGUCAACAAUGCCGGUGUCAUAACCAAGUGUCUGCUGACGGAGAAGAACAAUACCCGGGACCUCUACACGACGAUGGAGACGAACAUCAUUGGGCUGUGCUUGUGCACGCGGGAAGCCGUUAAAUCAAUGAAAGCGCGCGACGUCAAAGGCCACAUUAUCAACGUCAACAGCAUAUUCGGACACAAGGUUCACCAGGCCGUUCCCGGUACGCGGCCCCUCAAUGGUAUGUAUCCUGCCUCCAAGUACGCCGUCACGGCCAUCACGGAGUGCAUCCGACAGGAGCUGAUCUACUUGGAUUCGGGUUGCAAAGUAACGAGUAUUAGCCCCGGUUUGGUUGAAGGAGACAUUCUGUCGACGGUCAGCUCGAAUGAGAACGAAAUCGUCAAGUACAUGCCAAAGCUCAAGCCGGAGGAUGUGGCGGAAGCGGUCCUGUAUGCCAUCACCACACCGGAUAACGUGCAAAUUCACGAGCUGGUGAUCAAACCGAUGGGCGAGUUCUUAUAAAUAUAAACACUAGCAAACAACAUCCAGCCGCAUUCGGAUAACCGGGAGAUUGAACGAUCUUCAAUCCUUCACUUUCACGGACCGGACCUUCCUCCCUCUGACGAUAUCGCUCAUAGGAAUAGGCGCUUCUAGGGUAAUAAAUCGUUUAUUUACAUACCGUGAAGGAAUCCGUGUGAUGGAAGCCUCCUCCUGUUGCCAACUCUAUUAUCGCUGACAAAUUUUAGCUCAUUAAGACUAAAGAAAAACAUGUAAACAAGUGAUUGCUUACGUGUUUCUCUGUUGCAAAUUUACCAAGUGCUCAGCUCGCAUCCUCCCGUGGCCUAGACCCUAACGACGAUCCUCUGGUAGCCUCCAGCGUUCUCCUUCCCCUUGCCUGCAGCAGUGAAUCUCGCAUACUUAGCUCACACCUACUUUAUUUACUUUCGCCCCUCUUCUGGGAGUACCAUCAUCGCCAUCGCCAUAGAAACGGUCAAUAUUGCCCAGCACCAGCCAGCAGCCAGUGUCAGAUUUGAUGCAUUCAGUGUAUUGAUAGUAAACUCUUAUUAGUAACUUAUUUUUUAACAAAUAAAUAAUGCA
Molecule: messenger RNA, 1610 nt
Organism: Anopheles aquasalis
Lineage: Eukaryota; Metazoa; Arthropoda; Insecta; Diptera; Culicidae
Product: farnesol dehydrogenase-like
Source: RefSeq, a predicted model, not a curated record